Drosophila biarmipes is the source of this 1722-nucleotide messenger RNA. RefSeq names its product 4-aminobutyrate aminotransferase, mitochondrial (gene Gabat). Lineage: Eukaryota; Metazoa; Arthropoda; Insecta; Diptera; Drosophilidae. The coding region runs from base 149 to 1609 and encodes 486 amino acids. Gene Ontology annotation, biological process: GABA catabolic process. The record is from RefSeq and is a predicted model, not a curated record. Gene Ontology annotation, molecular function: pyridoxal phosphate binding. The transcript is spliced from 5 exons. Gene Ontology annotation, cellular component: mitochondrion.
AUACGGGCAUACAUAAGAGCCUUUAUGAUUGUAUUCUGUAAAUAUUCAUUUCUCUUUAAUAAAUAGGUGUUAGUGGCCCGUUGUUAGGUUCCCUAUUGAACAGUUCCUCCACUUGACCCGGGAGCACUCAAUCGACCGUAACAGUACCAUGCGGAGCUUGUGGCUAAAUACGUUGACCAAGCAAAGCUUGUAUCGGCUGAGUGCCAAGAGGUACUCCACCAACAACGAGCCCAAGGAACCCGUGGUGAGGACUAAAUCGAUACCUGGCCCCAAAUCACUUGAGCUUAAAAAGCAGCUGGAUUCUGUUCAGGCAACGGGAACCAUCCAAUUGUUUGCUGAUUACGAAAAGUCCAUUGGAAAUUACCUCUACGAUGUUGAUGGCAACAUCUUACUCGAUGUCUACACUCAAAUCUCAUCAGUUCCCUUAGGCUACAACCAUCCCAGACUGUACAAGGUCUUUAACAAUGAGCAAAACGUGAAAACUUUGAUUAACAGACCUGCCCUAGGUGUCUUCCCUGGCAAAGAAUGGCCGGAAAAACUACAUUCGGUUCUUUCGAACAUUGCACCGAAAGGACUUAACAAGAUCACAACGAUGAUGUGCGGCUCGUGCUCGAAUGAGAACGCCUACAAGAGCAUCUUUAUCUGGUACCAAAACAAGCUUCGCGGUAACAAACCCCUCACUGAGCAGGAGAAGAACUCUUGCAUGAUCAACAUUCCGCCGGGAGCUCCGAAACUAAGUAUCCUCUCCUUCAAGGGAGCUUUCCACGGGCGUACUUUGGGUGCCCUCUCCACCACGCAUUCGAAGUAUAUCCACAAGCUGGACGUUCCUUCCUUCGAUUGGCCUAUUGCCUCGUUCCCGGAGUACAAGUAUCCCUUGGACGAAAAUGUAGCGCACAACAAGAAGGAGGACGAAAAGUGCCUUAGCGAAGUGCAGGAUCUCAUUCAGCAGUACGCAAGCAAGAAUCCUGUCGCCGGAAUCGUGGUGGAGCCCAUUCAAAGUGAGGGUGGAGACAACGAGGCAUCGCCCGAGUUCUUCAGGAGUCUUCAGGCCAUUUGCAAGAAGAACGGCAUCGCCCUCUUGAUCGAUGAAGUCCAGACCGGCGGAGGCAGCACCGGCAAGUUCUGGGCCCAUGAGCACUUCAACUUGGAGAGUCCCCCCGAUGUCGUGACCUUCAGCAAGAAGCUGCAGCUGGGCGGCUACUUCCACAACGAUGACUUCAUUCCGAACGAGCCGUACAGAAUUUUCAACACCUGGAUGGGCGACCCAGGAAAAGUCCUGCUCCUGGAGGAGGUGGUGAAAGUGAUUCAGGAAGAAAAGCUUUUGGCCAAUGUCGAUGUGGCCGGAAGGGUUUUGAAGAAUGGUCUGCUAGACCUGGAGAAGGAAUUCCCACAUAUCUUGAACUCCACUCGUGGACGUGGAACAUUCUUGGCCAUUAAUUGCACCAACACCAAAGUGCGAGAUCAAAUAAUUGGCGCCCUGAAGUUGCAAGGCAUCCAAACCGGAGGUUGUGGAGAAAUUUCCAUAAGAUUCCGCCCAGCUUUGAUAUUUAAGGAAUAUCAUGCAAACAUCGUCCUGGACCGCUUCCGCAAAGUCCUUCAAGCUAUUUAAGAAGACGAUAUAAAAACCCAAAGAUGAUUGUGCUCUGAAAAUUGCAAGUGCAUGCAGUUUAUAUAUGUUACCAAAAUGAAUAAUAAAAUGAAAUUAUUUUAUCCCUCUGUUAA